AACCAUCUACUAAUAAAAGGCACUGGGGGGUAAAGUCUCAACGAUUCCUUGAUGCAGCGAUCCAAGAGGAAAUUCGGCAACCUCUCGAGAUUGUGGUUAAAUAGUUGGUGAAGAGAAGAGAGGUGGCCCUCCCGCGGACCAGUUGGCUGUUGUAACUCCGCGGCGACACAGCGCGCGGCAAGAUGGCGUUCCGUACUGUUAUUGCCUUGUUUACACUCUACCAAUUGAGUCAAGCGCACUACACUAAAUUCCCGGAAGGUUUUACAUUCGGUGUAGCGACGGCUUCGCAUCAGAUUGAAGGCGCGUGGAAUGUCAGCGGGAAAUCAGAAAAUGUAUGGGAUCGGUUGACUCACACACGUCCCGAGAUGAUCGCAGACGGUACUAACGGCGACGUGGCAUGUGACUCUUACAACCGGUACCUGGAGGAUGUGGAGGAGCUGGCUUACCUCGGCGUCGACUUCUAUCGUUUCUCGCUUUCCUGGUCUCGCAUCCUGCCUACUGGCCGCGUGGAUCAAAUCAAUCCCGACGGCAUCCGGUACUACAAUGCUUUGCUAGACGCCCUCGCUGAAAACAACAUUGAACCUUUAGUAACGCUGUUCCACUGGGACUUGCCUCAAGCACUCCAAGACCUCGGUGGUUGGGCGAACCCGAAAAUGAUCGACUACUUCCGCGACUACUCCGACGUUUGCUUCAGAGAGUUCGGUCACCGCAUCAAGUCGUGGAUCACGUUCAAUGAGCCUUACGAAAUCUGCGAGGACGCGUACGGUGAUGAAAAGAAAGCCCCCGCCAUUGACAGUCACGGCGUAGGAAAUUAUCUGUGCAGUGAAACACUCCUCAAGGCCCACGCCGAAUCAUAUCACCUCUACAACGAGACCUACAGGCCGAAGCAGGAUGGGAAAAUCAUGAUCUCCAUCAACGCCAUCUGGUAUGAGCCGAGCGAUCCGAGCAAUGCUGAACAAGUCGCCUUAGCUGAAGUCGCCAAUCAAUUUAAAUUCGGAUGGUUCGCUCACCCGAUCUUCACAGAGGAAGGCGGCUUCCCGGCCGUCAUGAUCGAGAACGUCGCCCAGCAAAGCGCGGCCGAGGGCUUGCCCAAAUCCCGCCUCGAACAGUUCGACAACCACUGGAUACAACGCAUCAAGGGAACAUCAGACUUCCUCGGCAUCAACCACUACACGACGCAUCUCAUCACCGGCGCUGGCGUCGACCCCAUCGCUAAGUCUCCCUCCUGGCUCAAGGAUAUCGGAGCAGUGACGUCGAUGGACGUCGGAGGUGAUUCUGCUUCCGAAUGGCUUCGGAUCGUACCGACAGGCUUCGCCAAUCUUCUCAGAUGGUGCAAGAGCUCGUACAAUGACCCGCCCAUCUACAUCACUGAGAACGGCUGCUCGGACCGCGGCACUCUCGAGGACUACGGACGUAUCAAAUACUUUAAUGAUUACCUAACGGAGAUUCUGAACGUGAUUUACGAAGAUGGAGUUAAAGUGUUGGGUUACACGGCGUGGACCUUGAUGGACAACUUCGAAUGGAGAGCUGGAUUCUCUGAACGCUUCGGUCUAUACCACGUGGACAUAACCGACCCGGCGCGGCCGCGCACGCCCAAGCUGUCUGUAGAAUACUUCAAGCAGCUCGUCGCCAACAGAGAACUGCCGCAGGAUGAUCGCUUCAAGGACCCCGCGGUGAGGAAAUCAUAAUGCAUGCGGUGUUGGAUCCAUGGGGUUUGCUGACACGAGGAUUUAUUCACAUAGAAUGUUAAUAAAAAUAAAAUUCUUUUUCUUUCAACAGCAUAAAUCUAAAUCAGAAUUAUGAAUAUAAAAGGAAGAAAAUGAAACAUUUAGUUGAUAUUGAAACAAAU
Papilio polytes (common Mormon) is the source of this 1849-nucleotide messenger RNA. RefSeq names its product myrosinase 1-like. The record is from RefSeq and is a predicted model, not a curated record. Bases 183 to 1688 code for a protein of 501 amino acids. The transcript is spliced from 10 exons. Gene Ontology annotation, biological process: carbohydrate metabolic process. Gene Ontology annotation, molecular function: beta-glucosidase activity. Lineage: Eukaryota; Metazoa; Arthropoda; Insecta; Lepidoptera; Papilionidae.